This is a messenger RNA of Filobasidium floriforme, 3940 nucleotides long. Its product is annotated as exocyst complex component Sec10-domain-containing protein. The record is from RefSeq and is a predicted model, not a curated record. Gene Ontology annotation, biological process: Golgi to plasma membrane transport; exocytosis. The transcript has 10 exons. Gene Ontology annotation, cellular component: exocyst; cytoplasm. NCBI's taxonomy places the organism in Eukaryota, Fungi, Basidiomycota, Tremellomycetes, Filobasidiales, Filobasidiaceae. Bases 72 to 3839 code for a protein of 1255 amino acids. Gene Ontology annotation, molecular function: protein binding.
CACAGCCAUAGUACACACUCAAUUACAUCAUAAUCAUCACCCCCGACGCAUCCUUGUCCGGUUCUGAUGACAUGUGGUCCAGCAAAAAGACCGCCGCCGCUCCCACGGCGAUAGCAGGAGGACCAUCGUCGGCAUCGUCUACGGGAGGGAGGAAUACGUUUUCCAUCCUCCAGCCUACCCUAGUCAACAACACCUCUCAAGGCAACUUCAAUUCCAAUUCCAACUCUAAUUUUAAUGUUAAGGGGAAGAACUCGAAUACGAAUCGGGAGCUUUGGAUAGGACGUCUACCGGCGAGCUUGCAUCGAAAGGUCUUAUCCUACCUCCCUGUACCGGAUGUUCCUCGGUAUGCGGCGGCUUGUAAACAGCUGUCGGGGUUGGUUAGGAAUGCCGAAGAGACGUGGAAGGUCAAAUGCGAGGUGCUUGGCGUAUCACUGGGGCUCGACUCGAUUUCGACGGCAGAAACGAGUACGAGUACGGGUACGGGUACGAGUGUGAGUGGCCGAGAGAGACAGGGUGGGGAUGAAGAUGAAGAUGGUAUGACCGGAUUUGGACUUGGGAUCUCAACUACGAAUACGAACGGGAGCGGGAACGGGGAAGGGAAUCGGCACCGAGCACAAGGGUCCAUAUCGAAUUUGAAGUCUAUGACGAACCCCGCUGCGGCUGGCAAACCUGGAGCGUUCGCUUUCGAGGACAACGACGACGAGGAGGAUGAUUUUGGGGAUUUCAGCGGGAGCGGGACGAUACCCAAUUCCGGACAAACUAAAACUACUGGUCUUGCUCGACGAUAUAGCAAUAGCAAGAGCUUGAACGUCAAUUCACAAGGUAUCGAUAUCGAGGUACCAAGCACUUUCAAAACCAAUAUUCCAGGUGUCGCUACUACCGGUGGUGCUGGUCAUAGUAAAAUGAAGAAUAGCGGGACGCCUAAUCUGAUGGACUUUUCCGAUGGGUUCGAUGAUCUCGAUUUUGACUUUGGGUCGGUCCCGAUGCCUUCGAAUUCUGCUAAAUCGCCAGAGAAGAGUAGAGGGAGAGGGACGGCCGGACACUUGCAGAAGAGCGGGUUUUUCGCAUUGCCAGCUGUAGCGGUGAAUAUGUUGGAUCCACGGACGAAGACGAGGACGCAAACGCAGGGUAUGGAGACUGAGACCAGUUCUAGUCCGUGGUAUGAAACGUAUAAGCGGGUGCAUAGUCAGUUGAUGCCGUAUGUGAGGAUCUUGAGGACGACUUCUUCGACUUCCACUUCGUCGAGCCAAGAAGGAGGAGGUGGAAAUUCGACGAAGACGAACCUCACACCCACUCAAACGCUAUCCCUCCUCUUCCCUCAAACCUCAUCCCACUCCCCAGACUCGCCAGUUCCCGGCCCAUUACCGCUCGUCGACCAAGCGACCGUCCUAGCGCGCCUAGUACUCCUCCUUACACCCCUUAUCGAGCCUUGUGCGGAUUGGGCAUGGUUGAGGAGGGUACUGGUGGGUGGGGGAGGGGUGGUCGAUCGGUGGGAUGGGGGGUGUUUGAGUGGGUUUGAGGGGUUGGAGCGGAGAGUGAGGUCUAGUGGGGGUGGGACGGGGGGUCCAGGAGGAGGUUCCGGUGCAGGUGCAGGUGUGGCUGCGGGUUCUGCGGUGGAUGAGAAAUUGGUACAAGAGAUGAGACGCGUAGCGGGCGCAAGUUGGAAAGUCUACACAUCGAUGGCCAGGUCUAAAGCGUUAUCUUCGCCUUCGAACUCGAGAUCGCGAUUCAGGUCUAACGGGAGCGGGAGUGGGAAGGGCACAGGGACGGGGACGGGUACAGGGAUCUCGUUUACAGCAGGGCUCGGAGGGUGGGGUGGGAUAGGAGGGACGGACGCGGAUGAGGCCGGGUGGGAGUUGGGAAGGGUCUGGGUGGAGAAACGGGAGGUGUUUUACGAAUCUGGGUCGGGUGGGAAGUGGGAUAGCGGGGAGAAUAUCGUUAAAUUGCCGGCCGCAAAGGGAGAACCGGCGACACAUACCCUGGACUUCACCCCGAUGUCGGCCGUCUUUAUGGAACGCAUGUUGACGAGGAUUCGGGAAGACUGUGGGGAGGCCCUGCGGAUCUUCGGGACCGGAACGGGCGGAGUCGCGGAUGGGGGAGCGGGAGCGAGCGUGGUCAAGCGGUUUGUGGAUCGUCUUGUUGGCGAGGUGAUAUCGGAAUACGUUUCGUCGCUCUUGUCCUUAACACGGCUGCUCUCUCAAGAUCUCUUCCUUACAGCGACUGCGGCCACGUUUGUGCAAGUAUGGCGCGUCGUCGAUGUUGCCAAAGAAGUCGUCAGGCAAGCCAUGUCGGGUGGAAAGGAAGGCGACCAAGUGGAGAAACAGGCUGUCGAGGCGGUCGGGAAAGAGGCGGAAAGAGCGGUUUACGCAGCGUUCGAGCAACAUAUGGACGAGUACCUCGAAGACGAAGUGGAGUGGAUAAAGAAUGUGCUGGACAAGAUGUGCAAGGCGUGGGACACCAAGAUGGGCAACGCUACUACAACGCAACCGACGCAAGCGGCGACGUUCUUGUCUUCAGCCAACCCUGAUCAGGUGAAACGAAACGUCCUCGCCGGAUUUAGGGACGCCUUACUCCUUCCGGUCACCAUCGUACCGCUCACCGUUACGUACGGGAUGAACGCCAUCGUUACCGGCGGAACCCAGGCUGUGAACGGUCUAGCGAUGCUAAAUCCUCAGCGAUGGACCGGGCAAAGUGGUAGUGACGGGCGAGGAGCCACGAACGGUGCGCCAGCGGUCCCUGUCGAUCCGGUUGAGGGCGCCGAGAUCGACAAGGAGAAGGAGAAGGCGGAAGACCUCGAGGAGGUCGCCGUACAGCAAGAUGAACCGAAAGAUGGAGGCGAACAGAUGCAGCUGCUUCUCUCCCUCGACACGGUCCUCGAGUUUGUUCACGCCGACCGAGAGUGCUUGAAGCGCAUAGAAACGUUCCAGGGGUAUCCGAGCAAAUACGGCAGGAAGGUCCGUGAAGCCAUCGAAGAGGUAUUCAUUCACUUGCUGCGUGCAGUGGCGGCGCGCCAUAUCGUGCCUGCCUGUAACAAGGCGAUCCAGCAAAUGACAAACUACAAGCCCGAAGACUCGGCCGAAGGUACAAGCAAUCCGCCUUUGCUUCAGUAUCUUGAACUGGUCAACGUUGUCGACACCGUGACGUCGAUCCUGCAGGUCUACUUUGACAAGGAUCUGGCGAAAUACAUCGACCGAACGGAUUUCCUCAACGCAGCCAUGCAGGAGAAAAAGCGAUUCGAGGGUGCGCUAGACGACGCGGUCGCAGCUGGUAUGAAUGCGGGUGUAGAGGUGCUCAUGAAUCAGGUCGAGCAUAUCAUUCAGACACGCACACAACCGGGCGAAUACUGUCCCUCGCCGGACCAGAACCCGGAGCUCGGUCCGACAAAAGCCUGCGUCGACGCAAUCACCUGCUUGGAGGUGCAUUGCAAACUGCUGAAGGGUAGCACAUCGAAAGAGGUCCUGGAGGUCUUUUACCAGGAAGUCGGUUUGCGAUUACAGAACAUCUUGCAAAAACACAUCAAGCGCCAGAUCAUCUCGCUCGAUGGCGGUUUCCAGAUGAUCGCCGACCUCAACGCUUACUACGCAUUCGUUGCCUCGCUCAAACAACCUCGAAUGGCCGAGGAGUUUUCGAACCUAAAGAUGCUCGGCCAGGUCUAUAUCGUCGCCGACGCGAAAGACUUGGCGCAGAUCAUCCGAGAUGUGACGCGAUAUGGAGGCACGUACCGACCGGAAGAUCUCUACGAAUUCAUCCAACGCAGAGCGGAUUGGAAAAAGAUUGAAAAGACUGUCGAUAAUUCCAUGUAUUCCCUCUCGGUCAAGGAAGAUUGUAUAAUCAUGUGAAGAACAAGGGGCUGUAAGGUUUACUGUAUCUAGCAUCAUCUCAUGUCGUGACCAUCGUGUCCAAGAACGAACGAUCGACUAUAUUACCUGAAUGGCGUCAA